Miniopterus natalensis is the source of this 1461-nucleotide messenger RNA. The record is from RefSeq and is a predicted model, not a curated record. NCBI's taxonomy places the organism in Eukaryota, Metazoa, Chordata, Mammalia, Chiroptera, Miniopteridae.
AUGGCCAAGGACGAAGAUGACGAGAAGAAGGCGAAGAAGGGGAAGAAGGGGAAGAAGGCGCCGGAGCCCGAGAAGCCCAAGCGGAGCCUGAAGGGGACGUCGCGGCUGUUCAUGGGCUUCCGCGACCGCACGCCCAAGAUAUCCAAGAAGGGCCAGUUCCGCAGCGCGUCGGCCUUCUUCUGGGGCCUCCACACGGGCCCGCAGAAGACCAAGCGCAAGAAGAAAGCACGCACCGUGCUCAAGUCCACGUCGAAGCUCAUGACGCAGAUGCGCAUGGGCAAGAAGAAGCGCGCGAUGAAGGGCAAGAAGCCGUCCUUCAUGGUCAUCCGCUUCCCCGGCCGCCGCGGCUACGGCCGCCUCCGGCCUCGCGCCCAGUCGCUCAGCAAGGCGUCCACCGCCAUCAACUGGCUCACCAAGAGGUUUCUCAUCAAGAAGGCGGAGGAGGACGACGCCCCGCUGCGGCACGCGGGCCCCCGCCGGUCGCUGUACGGGCUGGAGGGCUUCCAGGACCUGGGCGAGUACUACGACUACCACCGCGAGGGCGACGGCUACUACGACCGGCAGUCGCUCCCGCCCUACGACGAGCCCGAGCCCCGCCUGGCCGCCUACGGCCCCUACGGCCCCUACGACCCCUACGUGGCCUACGACCCCUACGCGGCCUACGACCCCUACACGGCCUACGGCCCCUACGGCCCCGCCUGGCCGCCCUACGCAGACCGCACCCCCGGGUACCCGCCCGAGGACGCCUACGACCCCUACGGCCCGGACUACUACGGGGGCGUCUACCCCCCCGCGUCUCCCUACGCCUACAGCUACGGCUACGACGACUACGAGCCCCCCUACGCCCCCCCCGGGGCCUACGUGUCUCCCUACAGCUACUACGACGGUUACGGCUACGAGGCCGAGCCGUACGCGCACGGCUACUACCUGGACCCCUUUGCACCUUACGAAGGGCCAUUCCUGCCCUACGACGUCCCCUACGAGGGGCCUGCCCUGGACCCCUACGGGGUGCCCUAUGACGCGCCCUACGGCGUCGCCUAUGCUGAAGGCAUCUACGGGGGUGGCGGCCAGGCCAUAUACCCCCCGGAAGUGCCCUAUCUUUACCCGGAGGAGUCGGCCUUCGCAUACCCAUGGGCGCCACCCCCCAUCCUGUCGCCCUACAACCCUUACGCCCACCCCAUGGAUGACAUCGCGGAGCUGGAGGAGUCGGAGGAGGCGGCCGGGGAGCAGCAGGGCACCUCCUUCCGCCUGCCCAGCGCCACCUUCUUCGAGCAGCAAGGCAUGGACAAGCCCGCCCGCUCCAAGCUCUCCCUCAUCCGCAGGUUCCGCCUCUUCCCGCGGCCCCAGGUGAAGCUGUUUGGGAAGGAGAAGCUGGAGGUGCCCCUGCCCCCCUCCCUGGACAUCCCUCUGCCCUUGGGGGGCGAGGAGGAGGAGGAGGAGGAGGAGGAGGAGCCGCGCCUG